AUGAAUACUCAAAAUAUACCUUCACUACAAUCUGACUCAAAUUAGGAGAUAUUAAAAGAUAAUUUAUCCAAAGGUGCUACUUAAAAGUCAUAAGUUAAGAGUGCUUAAAACAAAGAUAAUAAUGGAUCCCCAAACGACAUUUUGAGUGCUUUUAACCAUAAAAGCUCUAUAUCCAAAUUAAAUUAGGAUUUAAUUAAUUCAAGUUUCAAUCAGACAACUAACACUUUAGGAUAACAAUUAGCUGACAUUUUAUUUUACUGCAGAAAAAGAUUAGAUGAGAACUCAGUCGAUUAUCUUACUAAAGUGAUCCCUCUUGAUUAUGAAAAAGAAGAAAUGGAAUUGAUUGAAGUGCCUGAGUUAGCUUAGUAUAUCAAACAAAUAAUUAAUUAUCUUACUAAGUGUAAACUUGAAAUGGAAGCUAAAAUGCAAUAGCUCAUCAAACCUGAUGAAGAAUACAUGAAUGAAUAUGAAGGAAUGCUUCAAAAAAUGGAAGCAGAGUGCCGUAAUCAUAUUCGAAUUGAACAGUAAUUAAAAAUUUAUGCAGAGACAGCUCAAGAAAGACUUGAAUUUGUUGAAAGGGAUUUAGAAGUGCUAGAAAAGCAAAACGAAGAACUUAAAUUAUAAUUAAAUAAAAUGACAUAGACAAACGAAGAGCUUAUAGGUUUGAAUAGAUAGAGAGAUGAUAAAAUUGAUUAAUUGAAAAAGAAAAUCAAAGAACUAGAGGAAUAAGUUGAUAAAUAGCAAUAGUAGCUACUUCACUAAAGUAGCUCUUCUUUGAAUAAAUUAGCUAAAAUUCCUUUACAUAACAAUAGAGGAUCUAUUAGAGACUCUGUUGAUCAUAAUUAACAAAUUAAUAGCAAUCAUUAUGGAGAGUAAAGUAGUUUAAGUGGGGCUAUGCCAUCAAGUGGUGGAAAUUCUCACAAAAAUUUGAUACAAAAUAAUCAGAAUUAGUCUGCACAUCCAUCUUCAAGCGAAAACAGUUCUUAAAAGCAAUAAGUAAAUCCAUAAUAAUUAGGUACUAAUUAGUAAUCUUUACAAAAUAAGAGAAGUAAGAGAAGUGUUAGUACAUUAAACUCAGGUGUAAAUAAUGACGAGGGUUCUAACACUUAAAGAGAAGUAAUGAAAUAGCUAGAAAAUAACGCUAAUCGCCUCAAAACAGAACCUUAUCAUAAUAUAAAUCAUUCAACUGGUUAAAACUCUAAUGCUUUGAAAUCUACUAGUAGUAGUCACUAAUACAACAUGAAUGGUAGCCAAAAUACAUAACCUUCAAAUACUUAUUCAUAAGAUGCUCUUGCAUACUUACUUGGAAACUCUAAUUAUAAACCUUCAUCUUCAUCAUCCUAAAAUAAUCGCUCUUCAACAAAUAUAAAGGAAGAUAAUAAAAGGAUUAUGGAAAAAUACUUAUUUGAUAAGGGAGAUAAGGCCGUAUUGAAAAAAAUAUAUGGAGACAGUGCCAAAUCAAAAUCUUUUAUAGAUCUAAACAAAAGCUAGAAAAAUUAAAAUUCAAGCAGAGGAAACAGUACUCAUGCAUCAAAAGGAUCUCAGCCAUCUAGCAGUUAAAACUAAUAGCAAAAUCUUAUUAAGCAAAUUUAGCAACAAUAAAUAAUCAAGUAAGUCUAAAGCUAAUAAGUUCUGAACAGGAUACAGUAAAAGAUAAACCAAACAAUAUAAAAUAAUGGAAGCAGUAAGAAUAGCAAUGCAAAUAACAGUUCAAACAACUUAAGUAAUCUUUAUCACAAUAACAGUAGUAAUAACAAUACUUUGUCUUAGUCCUAAACUUAAAGAGCUUUAUCUAGAAGCAAAAGUAGAAGUAAAGUUAAAGAAUCAAGCAACGAUAAUUCCAAAAUAUAAAAGGAGUACAAUAUCUAUACUUUAAAUCCUUAAAAUGUUUAUAAAGUGCAAUAAGCUAAAAACUCACCCUUGAAGUAGUCGAAGUAAGAUAGCCAUAGAAGCUAAAGCCUAGAUGCCUAUAGUAAAAUGAAUAAUAGUAAGUAGUAGGCUAGCUAUAAUCUCAAAUGA
Messenger RNA from Tetrahymena thermophila SB210, 2019 nucleotides. RefSeq lists its product as hypothetical. The record is from RefSeq and is a predicted model, not a curated record. Lineage: Eukaryota; Ciliophora; Oligohymenophorea; Hymenostomatida; Tetrahymenidae. The transcript has 4 exons.